Molecule: messenger RNA, 1024 nt
Organism: Sapajus apella (tufted capuchin)
Lineage: Eukaryota; Metazoa; Chordata; Mammalia; Primates; Cebidae
Product: olfactory receptor 51G2
Exons: 1
Coding region: 17-982 (321 amino acids)
Biological process (GO): G protein-coupled receptor signaling pathway
Cellular component (GO): membrane
Molecular function (GO): G protein-coupled receptor activity; olfactory receptor activity
Source: RefSeq, a predicted model, not a curated record
GCACUCACCUUCCCCCAUGUCUCCUCACACAAUGACCCUGGAAUCCCUGGGAAACAGCAGCAGCAGCAUUUCCUCUACCUUCCUGCUGAGUGGCAUUUCUGGGCUGGAGCACAUGCACAUCUGGAUCUCCAUCCCACUGUGCUUCAUGUACCUGGUCUCCAUCCUGGGCAACUGCACAAUUCUUUUUAUCAUUAAAACACAGCGCUCGCUCCAUGAGCCUAUGUAUCUCUUCCUGUCCAUGCUGGCUCUGAUUGACCUGGGUCUGUCGCUUUGCACUCUGCCUACAGUCCUGGGCAUCUUUUGGGUUGGAGUACGAGAAAUCAGCCAUGAUGCCUGUUUUGCUCAGCUCUUCUUCAUUCACUGUUUGUCCUUCCUCGAGUCCUCUGUGCUACUGUCUAUGGCCUUUGACCGCUUUGUGGCUAUCUGCCGCCCCUUGCACUAUGCUUCCAUUCUCACCAACACAGUCAUUGGCAGGAUUGGCCUGGUCUCUCUGGGUCGUAGUAUAGCACUUAUUUUUCCAUUGCCUUUUAUGCUCAAAAGAUUCUCCUAUUGUGGCCUCCCAGUUCUCUCACAUUCUUACUGUCUCCACCAAGAAGUGAUGAAAUUGGCCUGUGCUGACAUCAAGGCCAACAGCAUCUAUGGCAUGUUUGUCGUUGUCUCCACAGUGGGUAUAGACUCCCUGCUCAUUCUCUUCUCUUACGCCCUGAUCCUGCGCACCGUGCUUUCCAUCACCUCCAGGGCUGAGAGACUCAAGACUUUUAACACCUGUGCCUCCCACAUCUGUGCUGUGCUGCUCUUCUACACUCCCAUGAUUGGCCUCUCUGUCAUCCAUCGCUUUGGAAAGCAGGUACCCCACCUGGUCCAGGUGGUCAUGGGUUUCAUGUAUCUUCUCUUCCCUCCUGUGAUGAAUCCCAUUGUCUACAGCGUGAAGACCAAACAGAUCCGGGAACGAGUGACUCAUGCCUUUUGUAACUGUGUCUAGUGUUAGAGGCAAUGUCUCCUGAAACAUGACCUUGUUUUCCUA